Lasiodiplodia theobromae is the source of this 1272-nucleotide messenger RNA. RefSeq lists its product as uncharacterized. NCBI's taxonomy places the organism in Eukaryota, Fungi, Ascomycota, Dothideomycetes, Botryosphaeriales, Botryosphaeriaceae. The transcript has 2 exons. Bases 1 to 1272 code for a protein of 423 amino acids. The record is from RefSeq and is a predicted model, not a curated record.
AUGGCGUGGACCCCAGGUACGCCUUACACCGUGGUCACGUCGAGCGAGGGCGGCCAUCUCUCGCCGAAGCCUCUUGUCAGACACCGGCGGAAUUGGUGCUUCGCGUUCUCGAAGCAUGUCUUCAUCCUCGCUGGGGCAUUAUUCGCGUGCCUUGCUCCUACGGUCGGCUUCCUAGUGGCUUUGAAGCAUUUCAGCAACCGUGUCGACGUUGAGAAUGAAAUAGACCCCAACAAAGCAAUCUGUCGGCCAACUCGGGAGGUUCCUGCGGAUAUCAACAAGUUUUCCUCCGUCACUUUCUCCACCGGCACUCUUAGCUGGGCAGAAGCGAAGGCGGUCGAAGUGCUUUGGAACUUUAUCAUCGGCAAGAGCAUCCAAGCCACCCUCGUGCUGAGCUCCUAUUGGGUCUUCAUGGGUGCUCUCCUGCGCAACGCCGAACGGACACCGAUACCCUAUAACGUCUACUCAUCGCUGGCUUUCCAGCACGGAUCGCCCACGUCGUUGUGGCACAUACUCAAGAACUUCGGGAAACUGCGAGGUGCCAGGCUGAAGGCCACACUUCUGUGGCUGGUCUUCUCCAUCGUGUUCAUCCUGGCGUCUCCGGGCAUUCUGGACCUCAUGGCGGGAUACAUCUCGAAGAAGCAGGCCCUCGUCAAGCUGCCCAGUGGUGUCCUCGUGCGCUGGAGCAACGCAACGUACGUCACGAACGGCCAGACAUUUCACGUCUCGGACCCGUGGUUCUACAAGAACAUCCCGGAUGCAGAUGGCACGUUCCACCUCUUCGACAGCACGUACAAGGCCAGCGACCUAUUCACACCCGGCGGACCCAAUCCAGUCCCACACUUCGGCACCGCGAAGCAGCAGCAAGCAGGAGGGCCGUUCGAGUGCGUGCCUACCUACGACAACACGUACGAGUGGGGGCUGGCUCCGGGGAUCCUGCUCAUCUGGAUCCCGCUCAUGCUGAUCUGGACGGCGGGCAUGUACCUGGUGUGGUUCGACACGCAUCGCAACAGCAAGCUGUGGCGGCGCGGGCGAAGGCUCGGCAUGUGGCGAGCGGUGCUGGAUCUGGCAGAGGCGAUUCGCGAGGACCUGGGCCCUGAUCUUGCGGGCUAUUCGAACGAGGAGUUGGACAAAGCCAUCGACGAGAAGGGGUCGAGCUGGAUGUACUAUGCAUCGGGGCCGGCGACUGGGCGGCCCGUCAGCCACAUUGGGCUGACGUCCAGAGCAGGCGGGAAGCUCGCCAUGAGCGACGACGCCGGACAGCUGUAUGGGUAG